Messenger RNA from Drosophila busckii, 1851 nucleotides. RefSeq lists its product as uncharacterized. The transcript is spliced from 4 exons. NCBI's taxonomy places the organism in Eukaryota, Metazoa, Arthropoda, Insecta, Diptera, Drosophilidae. The record is from RefSeq and is a predicted model, not a curated record. The coding region runs from base 50 to 1714 and encodes 554 amino acids.
ACGAUAAAUAAUAAAGUGGUUUUAAAAUAUUUUUGGUUAAAAUAUAAUAAUGAGCACUGCGCGUUUUGCCCGUCAAGGCCGCGUUCGCAUUUGCAUCCUAAUGAGCAUGUUUGUCGUGCUCCUUAUGAUGAUUGUUAUUUAUCAUAUGUCACAACAGCAAUUGGAUGAGACUCGGGCUUUUCGUUUGCGUUGCGAGCAGAACCAAGAGCGUUUGAACUUGGAACUACAAUCCGUAAGAACAGACCAAGUGGAUGCAGAAAAAAAACUGGAGAUUACACGUGUCGAAAAAUAUAAUAUUCAAAAAAGUUAUGAUAAGCAGCAGAAUAUAGAAAAUUUGUUGCAACUGAAAAACGAAGCUCAAAUGGAUAAGUUUAAGCAACUCAACGCCAAGUACAUUGAGCUGCAGUCUGAAUGUGUUAAGAGUAAGAAGCAGCAUAUCAAAGACACAAAUGCAUUUGAGCAAAAGCUGGAAGCGUUGCUAUUGCAGUUGCAACAACUGCAACAAGGCAAGCAACAACAGCAAGCGGAUGCAUGGAAGGAAAAAUUUGAAAUUUUUCAGGGCAAAUAUGAGGAAAAGAUUCGUGAUCUACAGGCUACAAUUACAGAGUUCAGGGCUCACUGCUACUAUGUGCCAUCAUCAUUGCAGCAACAGUUUCUUAAUGCUGAUCAUUCAGCGACGCCAAAUGCGAGCCCCACGCAGCGAUCACGUACAUCUCAGAUUACUCACAGUCUUGAAAGGUCACGUAACAAUAAGUCAUUUAACGAGCAAGUGCAAGUGAGUGCAGGGCUGUAUAAAGUCAACAUCGGCAAUUUAAUUAAAAUAACUAACACAGCAACUAAAACUAAUAGUGGCAGUGGCGGUGAAGCGGAUCAGCGACUGGAUCUACGAUCAAUGCAACCUUCUUCUGCGCCUAAAAAUAACAGCCUCAUACUAAAUUCUGUUGAAAAUUUUCAGAUUGUGCCCAAAUCGAUUAAGGCAAUAGAGGAUGUAACUGAACAACAGGAUAUGCAAAUACUUUCUAGUCUAGUGGCCUCUUCGCUGGUAGAUUCGUCACAUGAGACCAACUCCAGUACUCAAAUAGCUGAGGAUACAGAAAAUGCUUCAAAAGCUCCUAAGGGCAGCAGUAGUGGGCAGCCAUCUUUGGCAAUUCCACCAGCCAAGCCAUCGGCUGAGAUUAGAAGUGAUCGCAAACUACCUGAAAAUGUGGCGCCGCUUAUUCCUUAUAAUUUUGAUGGAAAGGCUGAAUUGGCGCUAGAUCCAGAUACAGCAGCCGAGGAACUGCCAAAAAAUAAGAAUAAUAAUCGUUAUUUAAAAAUGGUAAACGACUUAGUAUUGAACAAAAACUUGGAAGCUGUCGACUCCGGAGCACAUGAGGUUAAAGAUGCUCUUAAUGAACAGAACUUUGAUUUGCCCAUUGUGGGUGGUGAGCAUAAUUUAUUUGAUAGUGAUCUGAACGUGGGUCAUGAACCCGCUUUAAAUAACAAACGAUUGGCGGCAGCUAUCGGCGAUGACGAUGUCAUUCUGGGCGACGUUGCUCUUAAGCCACAAAAUUCACUUGAUGGCGUAAAUUUAAACAAUGAAAUUGCAGGUGAUCAAGGCAAAGAUUUUGCCGAUGGUGUGCAUCUAGAUGAUGGUAUAGAUGAGGAUCAAGAUGAGGAUGACUACAACAUGCCUGCACGUAAACGAGGGGCUGAUGCGGCUAUAAGAAAUUAGAUUAAACGCUUAGCUUAAAAUGAAAUGCAGCUAAUGAAUAAUUUUAAUUUCUGCCGACACGCCUUGCUGUCCUUUUAAGAUAUAGUUUAUUUUAAUAUUCUGUAUUGAUUUAAGAGACUUUUUUUUAUUUAUAUAUA